Rosa rugosa (rugosa rose) is the source of this 2517-nucleotide messenger RNA. Its product is annotated as somatic embryogenesis receptor kinase 2. The record is from RefSeq and is a predicted model, not a curated record. Gene Ontology annotation, molecular function: protein kinase activity; ATP binding; protein binding. The coding region runs from base 418 to 2298 and encodes 626 amino acids. Gene Ontology annotation, biological process: protein phosphorylation. The transcript is spliced from 11 exons. Lineage: Eukaryota; Viridiplantae; Streptophyta; Magnoliopsida; Rosales; Rosaceae.
CGCACGCCUCACUCAAAAAAGCGUUGAGCUAGCAACAAAAAAAAAAAAAAAAAAAGAAAGAAAGAAAAAAAGAAGAAGAAAAAGAUAACAAUCCCACGCGAGAACGCUCAGAACUGAGAGAGAGAGAGAGAGAGAGAAGAAAAGGGCAGGUUUGGCCAAAAGGGAAGGAGCAGAAGCAGAAAGAGAAUAAAAUGUUCGAAAAUCUGUGGUUUUUUUUAAGGGGGUCUUUUGGGUGGUGGUGAGAUCAGGCUUUGGUUGAGUUGAGUGGGUGUUUAAAUUUUUUUUUUUGUGGGUAAUGGUGGGUUUGUUGGGUUGAGACUUGAGAGAGAGAGAGAUUGGAGUGCGGGUUUUUUGGGGAUGGUGUGUUUGGGGGUGAUGUACCAUUUGGAUCUGAGAGACACGUAAAAAGCGCCUGAGAUGGAUAGCAGGCUUGCCAGUUCACUUUGUCCCUUGUUGAUCCUGGUCGCUCAUCCCUUAUGGAUCAUAAUGGUGCUUUCAAAUAUGGAAGGUGAUGCCUUGCAUAGUCUAAGGGCCAACUUAGAGGACCCGAACAAUGUCUUGCAGAGUUGGGAUCCAACUCUUGUUAACCCGUGUACAUGGUUUCAUGUAACAUGCAACAAUGAGAAUAGCGUUAUUAGAGUUGAUCUUGGAAAUGCAGCCUUGUCUGGUCAACUUGUUCCCUCGCUUGGCCUUCUUAAGAAUUUACAAUAUUUGGAGCUCUACAGUAAUAACAUAACCGGACCAAUUCCUAGUGAACUGGGGAAUCUAACCAGCUUGGUGAGCUUGGAUCUUUAUUUGAAUAGUUUUACUGGUCAAAUCCCAGAUACCUUGGGCAAGCUGUCAAAACUGCGAUUCCUCCGGCUCAACAACAACAGCUUGGUGGGUGCCAUUCCCAUGUCAUUGACUAAUAUCUCCUCUCUUCAAGUAUUGGAUCUAUCAAAUAACCACCUCUCAGGAGAAGUUCCAGACAAUGGCUCCUUCUCUUUAUUCACUCCCAUAAGUUUUGCCAACAACCUGAAUCUAUGUGGCCCAGUAACAGGACGUCCUUGCCCAGGAUCUCCCCCAUUUUCACCUCCCCCACCUUUUGUUCCACCACCCCCCAUUUCAACACCAGGGGGAAAUAGUGCCACUGGGGCUAUUGCUGGCGGAGUUGCGGCUGGUGCUGCUUUACUAUUUGCUGCCCCUGCAAUUGCAUUUGCAUGGUGGCGCCGCAGAAAACCUCAAGAAUUUUUCUUUGAUGUACCUGCGGAGGAGGAUCCUGAAGUACAUCUGGGGCAGCUUAAGAGGUUUUCUUUGCGAGAAUUACAAGUUGCAACAGAUAGUUUCAGCAACAAAAACAUUCUGGGGAGAGGUGGAUUUGGUAAGGUCUAUAAAGGGCGCCUGGCAGAUGGUUCUCUGGUUGCUGUGAAAAGACUGAAAGAAGAGCGCACACCUGGUGGCGAGUUGCAGUUUCAAACCGAAGUAGAGAUGAUCAGCAUGGCCGUGCAUCGAAAUCUUCUUCGGUUACGUGGGUUUUGUAUGACACCAACUGAGCGGUUACUUGUUUAUCCUUAUAUGGCUAAUGGCAGCGUUGCCUCAUGUUUAAGAGAACGCCCACCAUCCCAACCACCUCUUGAUUGGCCAACUCGGAAGCGAAUUGCAUUGGGAUCUGCGAGGGGCCUUUCUUAUUUGCACGAUCACUGUGACCCAAAGAUUAUUCACCGUGAUGUGAAAGCUGCAAACAUUUUGCUGGAUGAGGAGUUUGAGGCUGUUGUUGGAGACUUUGGGUUGGCUAAACUUAUGGACUAUAAAGACACCCACGUAACUACUGCAGUACGUGGAACAAUUGGACAUAUAGCUCCAGAGUACCUCUCCACUGGGAAAUCUUCUGAGAAAACUGACGUGUUCGGUUACGGUAUCAUGCUUUUGGAGCUUAUCACUGGUCAGAGGGCCUUCGAUCUUGCUCGGCUCGCAAAUGAUGAUGAUGUCAUGUUGCUUGAUUGGGUAAAAGGACUGCUGAAAGAGAAAAAGCUAGAAAUGCUUGUUGAUCCUGAUCUGCAGAGAAAUUAUGUAGAUGCUGAAGUAGAGCAACUUAUUCAAGUUGCACUGCUCUGCACACAAGGCUCGCCAAUGGAAAGGCCGAAGAUGUCAGAAGUGGUGAGAAUGCUUGAAGGUGAUGGCUUGGCAGAAAGAUGGGAUGAGUGGCAAAAGGUCGAAGUGCUCCGCCAGGAAGUGGAAUUAGCUCCUCAUCCAAAUUCCGAUUGGAUUGUUGACUCAACUGAAAAUUUGCAUGCGGUUGAGUUAUCUGGUCCAAGGUGACCUUGGUAUGGCAGAAGUGGAAAUGGGAGAGUUAUUUUCGACUUGAUUUUUUCAACUGUGAUGUUUUUUCAUCAGAUAUGAUACCAUCCUUAUUAAUGUAUCUUGAAAGUCCAUUUCUGCAUUUAUUCGUUAUACUUGUGCAUAUUAAGUUGCAAGUUGUAUCAUCUGCGGCAGUUUGACAAAGGCGUAAUUUUUAAUAUUUAAGAAGCUGGGGCAGUA